CACCCACAAUAGGGACAAAUUGAUAGCAGAAACUUGGCCGCAUUACCGUUAAAAUUGGUUGCAUUAAUGAAACAUAUUACCAAAAAUCGCGCAUAGUGCCAUUACGCAUAAAACGUGACGGCGCGACGCGAUAAAAACGCCAGCCAACCAGUUCAUUGCAUCAGUGUGCCGUGUAGUUGCGCUUAACGCAAAGCGUUUGCUGCGUUUAAAGGUCACCUUGAAACGUCAAAACCGAAACUUCUGCGCUCGACCGCCGCUCUCGCGCCCAGUUUGUGAAAAUCGUCUCGCAGGCACAUAGCCACGGCAUCUGUGGCCAGCAUAAGAUUUGCGCAGUUCAUUUGGACAACUCGGCUUCCUCGAAGCUCCUCCAGUUGCGCUGUGAAUCAUUCACAAAAUAUUUGCCUUUGGGUGCAUCCAACUUGAACUUCGAUACGUGCGUCCGUCUCUCACUCUCACCUCACCUAACUCUCUCCCUCUGCGUGCGUGCGUGUGUGUGCGUUGCCGUUGUUUUUUGAAUCGAUUAACUUGUAUUUGAAUAAUUUUUAAAUCGAAAGAGGUGCUUGGCCAAAAAAUGAAUAGUGAUACUAAUCAACGUUUCCUGGCACGCGGCUCCCAGCGCGACAAGGGCCUGGCCGUCUUCACCAGCGGUGGCGACUCCCAGGGCAUGAAUGCUGCUGUGAGGGCAUGUGUGCGUAUGGCCAUCUACUUGGGAUGCAAGGUGUACUUCAUUCGUGAAGGCUAUCAGGGCAUGGUGGAUGGCGGCGAUUGCAUCCAGGAAGCAUCUUGGUCGUCGGUGUCAUCAAUCAUACAUCGUGGCGGUACCAUCAUUGGCUCCGCUCGUUGCAAGGACUUCCGUGAGCGUGCUGGCCGUCUAAAGGCUGCCAAUAACUUGGUGCAACGCGGCAUUACCAAUCUGGUGGUAAUUGGCGGUGAUGGCUCGCUGACUGGCGCCAACCUGUUCCGUCAGGAGUGGUCCAGCCUGCUGGAUGAGCUGGAGAAGAAUAAGAGCAUUACCCCUGAGCAGAAGAACAAGUACAAUGUUCUGCAUAUUGUUGGAUUGGUGGGUUCGAUUGAUAACGAUUUCUGCGGCACGGACAUGACCAUUGGCACGGAUACGGCCUUGCACCGCAUCAUUGAGGCCAUCGAUGCCAUUGCUAGCACUGCCUACUCGCAUCAGCGCACCUUCAUCAUGGAGGUCAUGGGUCGUCAUUGCGGUUAUUUAGCGCUCGUUGGUGGCCUGGCCUGCGAGGCCGAUUUCAUAUUUAUACCCGAAAUGCCGCCGAAAGUCGAUUGGCCAGAUAGGCUUUGCACUCAGUUGGCCCAGGAGCGUUCGGCUGGUCAGCGUCUGAACAUCGUCAUUGUGGCCGAGGGAGCCAGUGAUCGGGAGGGCAAUCCAAUUACCGCCGAGCAGGUGCGCAAGGUGAUCGACGAGCGUCUCAAACACGACGCUCGUAUCACUGUCUUGGGUCACGUGCAGCGCGGUGGCAAUCCCAGCGCCUUCGAUCGUGUCUUGGCUUGUCGCAUGGGCGCCGAGGCCACAUUGGCUCUGAUGGAAGCCACGCCGGAGUCAGUGCCGGUGGUCAUCUCGCUGGACGGCAACCAGACGGUUCGUGUGCCUCUUAUGGAGUGUGUGGAGCGCACCCAGGCUGUAGCUAAGGCCAUGGCGGAGCGUCGCUGGGCCGAUGCUGUGAAGCUGCGCGGUCGUUCCUUUGAACGCAACCUGGAGACCUACAAGAUGUUGACGCGCUUGAAGCCGCCCAAAGAGAACUUCGACGAGCAGGGCAAGGGCAUCGAGGGCUACAGGCUGGCUGUGAUGCACAUUGGUGCGCCGGCCUGCGGCAUGAAUGCGGCCGUGCGCAGCUUUGUGCGCAAUGCCAUUUAUCGUGGCGAUGUUGUCUAUGGCAUCAACGAUGGCGUUGAGGGCCUCAUUGCUGGCAAUGUGCGCGAGCUGGGCUGGUCUGAUGUCUCUGGCUGGGUGGGUCAGGGUGGUGCUUACCUCGGCACCAAGCGUACUCUGCCCGAGGGCAAGUUCAAGGAGAUCGCCGCUCGCCUCAAGGAGUUCAAGAUCCAAGGUCUGCUGAUCAUCGGUGGCUUUGAGAGCUACCACGCCGCUGGCCAAAUCUCCGAUCAGCGCGACAACUAUCCAGAGUUUUGCAUACCCAUUGUGGUUGUGCCGGCUACCAUUUCGAACAAUGUGCCAGGCACCGAAUUCUCGCUCGGCUGCGAUACCGGCUUGAAUGAGAUCACCGAAAUCUGCGAUCGCAUUCGCCAGUCGGCCCAGGGCACCAAGCGUCGUGUGUUUGUCAUUGAGACCAUGGGUGGCUAUAGCGGCUAUUUGGCCACGUUGGCUGGCCUGGCUGGUGGUGCGGAUGCCGCGUAUAUAUAUGAGGAGAAGUUCUCCAUUAAGGAUCUGCAACAGGAUGUCUAUCACAUGGCAUCCAAAAUGGCCGAGGGCGUGUCUCGCGGCCUCAUCUUGCGCAAUGAGAAGGCCAGUGAGAACUACACCACUGACUUCAUCUAUCGCCUGUAUUCAGAGGAGGGCAAGGGUCUGUUCACCUGCCGCAUGAACAUCUUGGGCCACAUGCAACAGGGUGGCUCUCCCAGUCCAUUCGAUCGCAACAUGGGCACCAAAAUGGCCGCCAAGUGCGUCGACUGGCUGGCCACACAGAUCAAGAACAACAUCGACAGCAAUGGCGUCGUCAACUGCAAAUCGACCGACACAGCAACACUGCUGGGCAUCGUCUCGCGGCAGUAUCGAUUCACGCCCCUGGUCGAUCUCAUUGCCGACACCAACUUUGAUCAACGCAUACCGAAGAAGCAGUGGUGGCUGCGCCUGCGUCCAUUGCUGAGAAUUCUGGCUAAGCACGACUCGGCCUACGAGGAGGAGGGCAUGUACAUCACCGUCGAGGAGGAGUGCGCCACAGAUGCCGUCGCUUAGACAGCUGAAGAAGAAAACAACAAACACUUAUCAUGCCCAGUGCACAUAGAAAACAUCGUAGAAUCAAUCUUAAUGUUUAUUUCUAUUCUGACAGUUGCAACAAACUUGAACGUUGUAAAUUUUGGGUUUUCUAUUAUUGUUUCAUUUAUAUAGUAAACAUUUUUGACAUAUUUAUACGAUAAACAUGUCUCUCAGCUCAGGUCAAAGUUUAAACAGCUAAUAUUUACUGAUAUUUAGCCAAACUAACCAUACCCUAGAGUGAAAGUGUGCACUCCGAAAAAA
Molecule: messenger RNA, 3220 nt
Organism: Drosophila arizonae
Lineage: Eukaryota; Metazoa; Arthropoda; Insecta; Diptera; Drosophilidae
Gene: Pfk
Product: ATP-dependent 6-phosphofructokinase
Biological process (GO): fructose 6-phosphate metabolic process; fructose 1,6-bisphosphate metabolic process; canonical glycolysis
Cellular component (GO): cytoplasm; 6-phosphofructokinase complex
Molecular function (GO): 6-phosphofructokinase activity; ATP binding; identical protein binding
Source: RefSeq, a predicted model, not a curated record